Anarrhichthys ocellatus (wolf-eel) is the source of this 2225-nucleotide messenger RNA. It is a transcript of the gene glmna, whose product is annotated as glomulin, FKBP associated protein a. Gene Ontology annotation, molecular function: ubiquitin-protein transferase inhibitor activity. The transcript has 19 exons. NCBI's taxonomy places the organism in Eukaryota, Metazoa, Chordata, Actinopteri, Perciformes, Anarhichadidae. The record is from RefSeq and is a predicted model, not a curated record. Gene Ontology annotation, cellular component: cytoplasm. The coding region runs from base 132 to 1940 and encodes 602 amino acids.
CCCAAAGGGACAAUCCAGCCGUUAGCAGCGCUCUGAGUUAGCGUGGUAUUUUUCGCCGGGUUGUUUUGGGACAUGUAGUACACCUGAGGACUUCAGUGUGAAGAUAAACCCCAACCUGACAAACAGCAGAGAUGUCUCUGGAGCAGCUCAGUGAUGUGGUCCAGAGAUGUCAAGCCCUCUCUGAUGACAGCUACACCACCGAGGACCAUGACGUAUUCUCCAUAUCUGGGCGGACCUGCAUUGAGGAGGGAAACAGUGUACAGGUCCUCAGUAUUGUCCUGGAUGAAAAGAAUCAGGACAUUGUGAGAUGUAUGGGCUGGAAUCUGCUGCCUCCCCUGAUCCAGGUUCUGCUGAAGAAACAAAAUGAGAAGCUUUCUCCAUGCCUUGCCAUUUUCAAGCACCUGCUACAGACCUGCAGACCCAAAGAGCUGCUGAUUGGCUUGUUGGAGCAGCUGGAGCAGGACGACCCUGACACCAUAGCAGAGAGCCUCCACCUGCUGUUGAACCCUCUACAGAAAGUGUUGCUGUGCCUGGGCAGCCGUAAGGCGUCGUCUUUGGGCAUGACCCUGUCGUCUGUGCUGGACCAGGUGGCCAAACUGCCUCUACCUCACACCAAGGAGCAAGAGGAGGAUGACGUCUUCUCGCUUUGUCGCUGCUGCACCGAUCUGACAGACUUUGUCAAGCCUUUUGUCCACGAGGCCAAGUGUCACCUCCUGAACCGCGAGGCACAAAGUGAGAACACGAAGAAGAUGGCGGGUGAGCGGGGCAGGCAUGAAGAGGACGAGCUGCGUACAGAACUGCUGAAGUUCUCUAUGAAAACUCUGAGUCACCCUCUGCUGGAGUUACAACUCAAGGAUCCGGACACUCUGGCCGUGUCUCCCCUCAGGAAUUUUGCCACAGAGAUUUUGAACACCCUCAGUGCUAUCGGAGAGUCCAUCCCCAGUCUUGUGUUCCAGCCUCUGUUGAAGAGAAAACAGGUUCCGGGCUUUCUAGAGGAGGAGGUGCGAUAUCCUAAAGAGUCUUUGGCAAGCCUGGCUCACCUGGUGUUUGUCCAUCACCUGGCUGCAGAUACAUUCCCCAGUGUUUUCAGUUCUGUGUUCAGUCUUCGGUGUAAUAUGGAGCACAUUUGCCUCCUCUUGUCCAGAACGGAGGAGUCCAGGAUUCAGAAAGGACUGGAGCUGUAUGAGAAGAGUCUGGUGUGCUUGGAGGACGGCAGUCUGUCUGCUGAUCUGCUGGAGAUCAAAACGUUCCUCACAGUCCCUCAGAACUUGGUGAAGGUCAUGACGAUGUGUCCGCGGCACGAUUUGAGAACCAGAGGUCUAAAGGUGUUGCAGCUGAGCAUCGAUAAGUUUGACACUGAAGCAAAGUACAAUUUUUUCCAGUACAUGCUGAACACCAGUCAUCACUCAGGAGUUGAAGGCUACGUCAUCAAAAACAUCAAGAUCCAGAUAGAUAGUGCCCUGCAGCCAGGUAACAGUAACGCCUGGUUUGAGGGAUCUCAACUGCUGCCUUUGCUGCGUAAAGUUCUCAGUCUGCCAGACGGCCCAGAGACCGACCUCCUGCAGUACCUGGACCGAGUCAUGGAGUCUCUGAACCUGCUGCGUUACCUCGUCAUCAGAGACAAAGUGACAGAGAACCAGACGGGGAUCUGGACAGAACUGUACAAAAUAGAAGACACGUUCCUGAAGCCGCUACGUGUCGGAGUGAAUAUGUCGAGAGCUCACUACGAGAGGGAGCUCCACGACACCAUGCAGACCAAGAGGGGCAAAGUCAAAGCAGAGGAGUCUGUGCUGUCUGUGUCUGUUGGCAACGAGAAGCUGCCGAACAUGACGUCAGAGUCCCAGAUUCAGGCUCUGCACUCAGCCCUGCACACCUUCGACAUGAUCGAGAGUGUGUUGGUGCGAAUAGAGGAACUCACCGAGGUGAAGGAGAAUCUGUAGACCGAGCCCACAACAGUUACUACCGGAGGUCUUCUUCUCCUCAGGGCAGAGCAAACAAAAAAGCCUUCAACUGUUCUGUUGAUGUAUUUUGUAAAAAAAAAAAAAACACAGGAAAAAAUUGAGUCCUGAAUAUAUUAUUUUAAACAGUUAAAUCAUACAGUGCUGGUGUGUUUUUUCAGUUGUUUAGUUUGCUGGUUCGUUUAAAAUGUUUCAGUAUCUAUAAAACAUCCAAAUAAUGGCUGCAAAGUUUGUAUUGCUUCUGUAAUAAACUUUCAAACUCUUGUA